UAUGGACGGAACUACUGGAGUACAUAUUUCCCUGACGUGUCCGAAAGUUUUGUCGACUGGCACAGUCUGCUGGGUGCGGGGUACAGCGACACUCAGAACACCGUGGCAUCCGCACUGCGGGGCCUGGGCUACAAGACAGGGAUGGUGGGCAAGUGGCAUCUGACCCCGACCGAGGAGGGCGGGGGUUACGUUGACGCCUACUCGACACAGACGGACGCAGUGAGGAAAUCAGGCUGGGAUUUUGUCGAUGGCCUGUACAUCACAGUCAUUCACAACAUGGAGUGGAUGCUGGACAACGCGCUCCGCUUCAUGGACAGUGCGAUGCACGACGAGGUGCCAUUCUUUCUGUACUUUGCUGCGACUCCGGCGCACCUCCCAACAGUCCAAGACUCGCUGCUAGGUGUUUUCACUCCGUUUGAUACCCCGGCCGGGACCUUGGCGAGAUAUCCGAACGUCUCCGAGUACUGUUCCACCUGCAAGCUCUCGUCACGAAAGGACAUCUGGGACAGCGUCCUCGAGAUCUCGAGCAUCUCCAGGGUGGGCUCUUGCAGGGCCUCGCUGGCGGCCCUGCGCUGGCUCGACGAGUCGCUGGGGGUACUCUACGACUUUCUUUCCGAGCGGGCUGCCAUCGGGAACACAUACAUCGUCAUAUCGACGGAUCACGGGUCGGCCAAGCUCUCGCUGUACGACCUGGGGAUCCGAGUGCCGCUCUACGCGUCUGGCCCGGGCAUCCGUGCUGGCGCCCGCGUGGACGAGGUGGUCUCCCACGUCGACCUGGCGCCGACAUUCUUGACGUGGGCCGGAGGCUCCAUGAAGAUCCCCGCAGACGGGCUCAGUUGGGCGUCAUUGGCCUCCGCUGGGGCGGGCUCUCUGAACCGCGAGGGGGUCCACGCAGAGUCCUACUUCGACAGGGUGCUCGUGACAAGAGACCUCUUGAAGUUCUACACGACCCCGACCACGGCCGUCAUCCGAGACGAGAUCUCUAAAGUGCACAACUUCACCGUCAUCUCGACCUUGUCCUCGGCUGCCACCGAUCUUGCAAGCUACGUGGGCAAUUCUUACCCGGCCCUUUACGAGGAGAUCCA
Messenger RNA from Prorocentrum cordatum, 1085 nucleotides. The record is from the annotation of a GenBank genome assembly. NCBI's taxonomy places the organism in Eukaryota, Dinophyceae, Prorocentrales, Prorocentraceae.